Molecule: messenger RNA, 3097 nt
Organism: Raphanus sativus (radish)
Lineage: Eukaryota; Viridiplantae; Streptophyta; Magnoliopsida; Brassicales; Brassicaceae
Product: synaptonemal complex protein 1-like
Exons: 18
Coding region: 93-2858 (921 amino acids)
Biological process (GO): reciprocal meiotic recombination
Source: RefSeq, a predicted model, not a curated record
AGGCGGUUAGCAAGAACUUAAUUGAGUGGUUAUUGGACCGGUCGAACCGGUCUAGGGCCGCUGGAUUUAUUUAAUUUUUUUUAUUAAACCGGAUGCUGACGUCAGCAAAUCCGCGUAUGACUAUAAAUAUCCCCGGACGGAACGUAAACUUCAUUUUCUGUUACGAUCUCACGAGAGAAACAGAGAGAGAAGAGAACGCGCGGGAAAAAAGCGAUUUCGAAAUGCAGAAGUUAGGGUUCCCAGCGAUGAAGAGCUUGGAUCAGAUGCGAUCUUCGAUGGCGGCUGGAUCGGGGAGGAAUCUCACCUUCUCCUCGCGUCAACAACCUCACGAUUCCGUCUCUUCCGGAAACUUCUCGAAUCUCAAAUCUACGGCAGAAAAACUGGUGAAGGAACAGGCAUCGAUGAAAUCAGAUCUCGAAUUGGCGAACUCUAAGCUGAGAAAGUCGAUGGAUCAUAUACUCGCUUUAGAGGAGAAACUGCAGAACGCUUUCAACGAGAAUGCUAAGCUCAGGGUGAUGCAAAAGGAGGAUGAAAAGCUUUGGAGGGGGAUGGAGUCCAAAUUCUCCUCAACGAAGACUCUCUGUGAUCAACUUACUGAGACUCUGCAACACUUGGCUUCCCAGGUUCAAGAAGCUGAGAAGGAUAAAGAGCUCUUUGAGUCCAAGUUCUCUAGUAGUGCGGAAGUAAUAGACUCUUUAAAGGAGAAUUUGCAAGACCUGUCUUCAAGACUGGGUGCUUCUGAAGAAAACAUCAAAAGACGGGAGAAGGAAUUAGAGGAUCUCAAACUCGAGAAAGAACAGACAGAGAACUCUUAUCUGAAUGAACAGUGUAGAACCGCCAGUCUCUUAAAGGAGAAAGAUGCUACGAUAAUGAACUCCGAAGCAGCUAUAGCUGAAGCAAAACUCAACAUUGAAAAUUUAAACCUCCAACUUGAGAAGGUGCGUGUUGAAUUAACAUCAAAGGAAGAUGAGGCCAAAUACCUUGUUGGAGUCAAGGAGAAGCUUGAACGAGACAAGAUGGAUAUUCAGCUGAUUGCUGAUAAUCUAUCUGCGAAACUGAUUACCUCAGACGAGGAAGUCAAGAAGCUCGAGGGAUUUGUACACUCUUUGGCAACAGAUUUGGCUGAAUUGGACAAGAAGAACUUGACCUUCAUGGAGAACUUUGAUAAGCUAAAUGGUUUAUAUGGCACUCACCUGAUGUUGCUCCAAAAGGAUAGAGAUAUUGCUUCUGAUCGUGCUGGAAGAUUGUAUAAUCAACUCCAAGGAGAGUUCUCGACUGUAACCCUCCAAAAAGAAGCUCUGCAGUCAUCAGCCAACGAGUUAUAUGAACAAAAAGAGGAACUGAAGAAAGCUAAGGAGUCAUUGGUUUCUCAACUAGCCGAGGAACGCUGCUCCGCAAAGCAGGCAAUUGAAAAACUAGAGUCUGAAGCAAAAUGUCUAGUUUCAACAAAUACUGAAACAGAAGCAGUUCUAACGGAGCUGAAAGAGGAAAUAGAAGCUUUGUUGGAGAAACUCAAGGCCUCUGAGAAUAAAACGGAAGAAUUGUUGUUAAAGCUUUCAACAUCGGAGACUGAAAGCAAAGAGAACUAUGAGAAGCUGCAGGCUGAUGCACAGAGAAAGGCUGAAGAAAUGGAGAUUUUGCAGAAGGAGAGCGAUAGCAACCUGUUGCGUCUCGAUUCAUUGUCAAAAGAAGUGAGCCAGCUCCAAAGCGUUAUUGAAGAGAAAGAGCUUCUUAUCAAUCAAUGCAAGGAAAACGAGAAGAAGCUGGAUCAGAAAACAACAGAGGACAAGGAGCUACUAGCAGCUGCUGAAACCAAGCUUCUAGACGCGAAGAAGCAAUAUGAUCUGAUGCUGGAAAAUAAACAGUUGGAAUUAUCUAGGCACUUGAAGGAGUUGUCACAGAGGAAUGACCAGGCGAUUAAUGAAAUCCGGAGGAAAUAUGAUGAGGAGAAGCAGGAGAUUAUUAAAGCUGAAAAGGAAAAGGCUGAGAAGGUUAUCAAAGAGUUAUCCACUAAAUAUGAUAAAGAAGUUUCUGACUGUAAAGCCGAAUCAAAGCACCAAUUGCUGACCAUUCAGGAGGAUCAUGCUUCUCUGAUACUCACUAUCCGGGAGGAACAUGAGAACAGGGAGUUCAAUCUCAAAGCUAAGCACGAUGAGGAACUGAGACAAGCUCAGAUUCAGGCCGAAACAGAAUUGAAAGAGAGGAUAACAACAAUCAGGAACGAGCAUGAUGUUCAACUGAAAGCAUUUAAGUGUCAGUACGAAGAUGAUUGCAAGAAGCUGCAAGACGAAUUAGACCUUCAGAGAUCAAAAGAAGAGAGGCAAAGAGCUUUGUUGCAAAUGCAGUGGAGGGUUAUGAGUGACAAAGCUCCAGAAGAGCAAGAAGUGAGCUCUAGGAAGGAAUACUCUGUCUCAUCUGUGAAAGUGAGAGGUUCUCGUCCUCCUGCUAGCAGGAGAAGCCAGCAUACCGCAGUGAUGCUUGAUGAAGAUGAACAGGAUUCUCCUUUUGUGAAGGAAGCAGAAACAACUGUGCCGAAGAUGCUAAAGAAAGUUGAAAAUGCAAAUGCAAGAAGCAUAAUGAGCAGUCAAAAGCAACAUAGCAAGGUGAAUCGUAGUGAAUAUGAAGCUGAAGCGAAGGACUCGAGGACCACUAAGCGAAGGAAAACAAAAGGCACAGUCGUGUUUGAGGAGCCACAGAGGCGAUUGACUCGGUUUACUUCACCCAAAACUAAGACCCCAAGAAGCAUCGCUAAGGUGACAGCCAUAAGUAGCCAUCCACCAAGAUCAGCAAACAUUGGAGAUCUGUUUUCAGAAGGCUCACUCAACCCCUACGCUGAUGAUCCAUAUGCAUUUGACUGAGUUGAAUCUCUUAAGCAAACAAAGCUCUCGCCUCCCUCCCUCUUAAGCUCUUCUCUUGCUACAGUAUUACUACGAAGAAGAUAAAUAAGUGUUGAUCCUCUCACUCAUUGUACAGACAAACGUGUGUUACCUAUUUUGGAUCAACUUUCUCAUUUGUUAAUUGGGGGUUGGGUGUGUGUAAGAUUGUUGAAGAACUUGUUUGUUACCGAAAUACAAAAAUAAAAACCAUAUCAUUGAUA